AUGGCUCAUUUUUACUUGUUCAAAAACGAUUCUGGUUUAUCAAGUGGUGAUAUGCUUGCUCCACCGUCCAAUUUAUCGGCGUAUCUCAGUAUACUAUUCGCGUCCAAGCGACAACAGUGUUCGUGGUUUCGUCUGAUUAGACGUAUGGAAGUUAUAGAUACGGAAUCUUCAGAAGAAAAUGGGGACAACGCUGUUGCAGGAACAUCAUCAAUGGCCGCCAAUACAGCGUCACCAUUAACUACCCAAAUGGUGACCCAACUGUUCAAGAGAAGAUCACUCGUGGAACAAUUGGUAUUGCCCGCCGCAGGAUGCGAGUCAAACCCCAGUUCCACGUCGACGUCGCCGACGGCAGUUUCGCCCACCUCGUCCAUUGAUAAAACUGACAAUCGUGAUUCAUUAAACUUCUAUCCGGAUGCAGCGGAUAUGCACCGCGAAGAAGAGCGACUCAAAACGUUCGAUAAGUGGCCCGUCACCUUCCUGUCGCCCGAACUCCUCGCAAGAAAUGGAUUCUACUACCUCGGCCGCGGCGACGAAGUACGCUGCGCGUUUUGCAAGGUAGAAAUAAUGAGAUGGGUUGAGGGCGACGAUCCCGCGAAAGACCACCGGCGGUGGGCACCCCAAUGUCCUUUCCUUCGACGCCAAGUCGGAGCCGGUAAUGUUCCUCUAGAUGGGCCGGUGAACGACGGCCGCGACGAGUGCGGCACGAGAGCGCCGGUCACGGCUACGCCCGUGCGGAUGCCGGGCCCGGUGCACCCGCGGUACGCCUCCGAAGCGGCUCGUCUUCGCACUUUUGUCGAUUGGCCGAGAAGUAUGCGUCAAAAGCCAGAGGCGCUUGCGGAGGCGGGUUUCUUCUACACCGGCCAGGGGGACAAGACUAAGUGCUUCUAUUGCGACGGCGGCUUGAAAGACUGGGAAAAUGAUGACGAACCCUGGGAACAACACGCUCGCUGGUUCGACAGAUGCGCUUACGUCCAGCUGGUCAAGGGCCGCGAGUACGUCCAGAAAGUGCUAGCGGACGCCACAGCCGCGGCGGAGCCCAAAGAGGAAGCGGUGAACGUUGAGACGAACAGCAACGGCACGGAAAAGGAGGAGAACCCCGUAGAAGACACAAUGCUAUGUAAAAUUUGUUACGCGGAAGAGCGGAACGUGUGUUUCGUGCCCUGCGGCCACGUGGUGGCCUGUGCCAAAUGCGCUCUGUCCACUGACAAGUGCCCAAUGUGCCGAAGGACGUUCACUGACGCAGUGCGCCUUUACUUUUCGUGA
Messenger RNA from Leptosia nina, 1263 nucleotides. Lineage: Eukaryota; Metazoa; Arthropoda; Insecta; Lepidoptera; Pieridae. The record is from the annotation of a GenBank genome assembly.